Micropterus salmoides (largemouth bass) is the source of this 2245-nucleotide messenger RNA. Its product is annotated as spastin-like. The record is from RefSeq and is a predicted model, not a curated record. NCBI's taxonomy places the organism in Eukaryota, Metazoa, Chordata, Actinopteri, Centrarchiformes, Centrarchidae. The transcript is spliced from 17 exons. Gene Ontology annotation, molecular function: ATP binding; microtubule severing ATPase activity; ATP hydrolysis activity. The coding region runs from base 435 to 2159 and encodes 574 amino acids. Gene Ontology annotation, cellular component: microtubule cytoskeleton.
UCAUGUUGUGAUAAAAAAUCAUUGUUGGUUGCAGCUUUAGUUCUGCUGUGAUGGACUGAUUCAACGUCCCACGAGCUUUCCGUUAACUUAAUCACUAAACACAGAAAAGAGUUAAAAAAAAAAUUGAUAAAACAUAACUUUACAACAAAUUAACACAGAGUGAAACAAGACUGGGGCCACAAGAUGGAGGCUGGAGGGCCCGUCAUAGUUGAUAUUAUAAUUUUAUGUAGACCCCAAUGAGAUGGAGACAACCUGGGGGCCCUUGGCGGACUGGACACACUCCGGCCCAGCAGGUGGCAGCACCGUGUUGGAUCGUGACCCGCCAGUAAACACAAAGAAGAAGCGGUCUGUGAAACAGCAGCGCGUUAGUCUGACCUGCAGCGGCUCUCGGGGCUGAACCGGACCGGUAUGCUGUGGACUGAAUAUGGACCUGAAUGAGUCUCUGGGGAAGAAGCGGCAGGAAGCGGACCGGGAGUUCCGCGGCUCCGCUGGACAGAGUCCCCGCCGGUGACGGUGCCGGGAAGCUGAGCGUGCUGUGGUCCGUGUCCUACCCGCUGCUGGCCGUGCUGUCCCUGCUGCGGUCGCUCCUCCGCUGGCUGUGGAGGCGCACCGCGGCCGCUGGCAGAGCCGAGCCCCGAGCCGACGAGCCUGGCGGCGCGAAGCGGCAGCAGCGGGACGGCGGCGGGAGCCCGGAACCAGGCGAGCGGGUCAGGAGCCACCACGGCCGGGCCUUCGAGUUCAUGUCUGCGGCGCUGAGGAUCGAUGAGGACGAGCAAGGUGACAAGCAGCAGGCGGUGGUCUGGUACCAACGAGGCAUCACCGAGCUGGAGAAGGGCGUCGCCAUCCAGAUUGCAGGAAGCGGAGAGACAUAUGAGCGUGACAGACGUCUGCAGAAACAGAUGACCUCCAACCUGAUCAUGGCUAAAGACCGACUGCAGUCUUUAGUCAAGGUGCUGUCGGGGUCCGGGGCUCAGACAGACAUUUACACUGAGCCCGCCUACCAUACUGCCCACCUGCGCUCAGCAGGUGGCGCUGUCUCCAGAAAGAAAGACUCUGUUUGUCCGGCACCAUCCAGCCGACCAAAGCCCCUCCCAAAGACGUCCUGUUCUUCCGCGACGAGGCUCCAUCGCCCAUCAGACCUCGGCUCGCAGCGCCCCCCCGCCCACAGUAACAGUAAGGGCAGAACAAGUCGGCACGCCGUUAAAGUCAGCUCCCCGACGUCGAGCCCGCUGAAGAAGAAGGACACGAAGAACUUGAAGAACGUAGACGGGAAGCUCGCCAACCUCAUCCUCAACGAGAUCGUGGACAGCGGAUCGUCUGUGAGGUUUGAAGACGUUGCCGGUCAGAAUCUGGCGAAGCAGGCGCUGCAGGAGAUCGUCAUCCUGCCGGCGCUGAGGCCGGAGCUGUUUACAGGACUGCGUACUCCAGCCAGAGGACUUCUUCUGUUCGGUCCACCCGGCAACGGCAAGACGAUGCUGGCUAAAGCUGUGGCUGCUGAGUCCAACGCCACCUUCUUCAACAUCAGCGCCGCCAGCUUAACCUCCAAAUACGUGGGUGAAGGGGAGAAGCUGGUCCGAGCUCUGUUCUCUGUGGCCAGAGAGCUGCAGCCCUCCAUCAUCUUCAUCGAUGAAGUGGACAGUCUGCUGUGUGAACGACGGGAGGGCGAGCACGACGCCAGCCGACGCCUAAAGACCGAAUUCCUCAUCGAGUUUGACGGGGUCCAGUCAGGAGGGGACGACCGGGUUUUGGUGAUGGGAGCCACCAACAGGCCUCAGGAGCUGGACGAGGCUGUUCUCAGGCGUUUUGCUAAGCGUGUUUACGUAGCUCUGCCAGACGAGGAGACUCGCUUCAAGCUGCUGAAGAACCUGUUGGGGAAACAUGGAAACCCGCUGACGCACAGAGAGCUGAGCCAGCUGGCCAGAAUGACAGAAGGAUACUCCGGCAGUGACCUCACCUCAUUGGCUAAAGAUGCCUCCCUGGGACCAAUCAGAGAGCUGCGUCCAGAACAAGUGAGGAACAUGGAGGCCAGCGAGGUCCGAAACAUUUGCUUCAGAGACUUUGAGGAGUCUCUGAAUAAGAUCAAGAGGAGCGUCUGUCUGCAGACUCUGGAGCUUUACGUCCGCUGGAACAGAGACCACGGAGACACUACGGCUCUGUGAACUCCACACAAACAGACUUCUUCCAAAACCGCGUUUUUAUGAACCUUUGCACGAAUGUUUCUACGAAAUAAAGAAUCUUCCUCUUA